Molecule: messenger RNA, 423 nt
Organism: Echinococcus granulosus
Lineage: Eukaryota; Metazoa; Platyhelminthes; Cestoda; Cyclophyllidea; Taeniidae
Product: Dynein light chain Tctex-type
Exons: 5
Coding region: 1-423 (140 amino acids)
Biological process (GO): microtubule-based movement
Cellular component (GO): cytoplasmic dynein complex; cytoplasm
Molecular function (GO): dynein intermediate chain binding
Source: RefSeq, a predicted model, not a curated record
AUGUAUGGCAGGAACGAUUACAGAGGGGAUGAGGUCAGCUUUGAGGUCAUUCAUAAGUCGUCGAAAAGAGGCUCAGAGAGACGCUUUAUGGAUGAAAGUGAAAGAAGGACAACAUUUGUUGUUGAUGAAGUAACAAAUAUUGUGAAGGAGAGUAUAGAAAACAACAUUGGCUCCAGUUCAUAUGUUCACACUAAAGUGCCACAAUGGACAUCGACAAUCGUCGAACAAAUUCUCAAUCAAUUGACGAAACUAGGGAAGCCUUUCAAAUACAUAGUAACCUGUGUCAUAAUGCAGAAAUGUGGCGCUGGGUUACAUACAGCUAGCUCCUGCUAUUGGGAUAAUUCUACUGAUGGUAGUUGUACAGUAAAAUGGGAAAAUAAGUCGAUGUAUUUCAUUGUGACGGUGUUUGGGCUGGCCAUUUGA